AAAUUUGGACUCGAUAAUAGAACCCAAGGCUCGAAUUAGUUGAGCCGGAUUGCAAAUUCCACAGCAAUUCUUCGUGUUUAAAAGCCUAGCCCAAAUUCUGAGCUCUAAGUUUUGACAAAGAGCCACGAAUAGACAUAGGGACAGAACUAAACCCGCUGAUGCGAAAUCAAAACGAAGUAACUGUUCAUCAGCAUCAAGAUUCGAAAGCGCCAAGUUCUUGUUUAUCUAUAGGUGCUAAAAUGCGUGAAAGAUAUACUUUCUAGAGCUCCUUGCUUAAAUGGAAUCUGUUGAUACUGAAUCUAAGGCUCCAAGUCAGAUAGGUGACCGAUCAACCAGUGAUGUUGUUGUAAGGCUACGAACACAGGAAGGCCGAGAUGAAUGGUUAUAUUGUCACUCUCACAUCCUUGUGGAUAAGUGCAAAUAUUUUGCUGACCGUCUUUCAGAGAAUUGGCCAACAUGCCAGAUCCUUGACUCACGCAACUGUGUGGAAGUUUACUGCCAAGAGUCAGACUUUGAUCACCAUGUCAAUGUUCUACGUCUUCUCUAUGUUGUUACUGAUGGCUCAGUGGAUGAUAUGUGGCAGGGUGUGAGGAAUGCUGUUGGCAUACUUCAGGUGGCUGCUGAGCUUGAAUGCCCACAAAUUGUUGCUGCUUGUGUUAACUACUUGGAAGCAGUUCCUUGGGAAGAGGGUGAGGAGGAGGAAAUUCUAAGAAUAAUACCAAGCAUGGGAUCACAAGCUGAGCCUGUUCUUGCCCGUCUGCAGCCGGUCAAUCCAUCUGCUAUCAGGGGGCUAUUUUUGUCAGCCAUUCGGUUUGCCACAUCAUCACCUCUUUCCCACUUGAAUGACCUAAAAUCAGCUGCCCAAGAGCAGCUUGAAUACAUGAUCACUGAAGAUGAUGAUGGCCCUAUAUUAACAGCUGAUGAUGAGAUAAAAUCUGAGGUAAAAGAAUGUGUAAAAAUUCUAUUUGGUAGGUUUGGAAACCUAUUAGAAGCCAUAUUACGUGAGCACAGAGAAUCUAAUUCUGAAGAAGAGAAACUGCAAUUGUUAAAAUCCUAUCUUUUAGAUCUAUUGUGGGCUUGUCAGAUAUUGACUAAGAUGGAAAUUAUGAGGGAAUUCGUGAGCAGUUGGGUGGAUAUAUCAGAUAAGGUAGUUAAGGUGGUUCAGCAAGAAAGUUCAACAGCUGAAAUGAUCGAGACAAAAUAUAAGGUGAUUGAGGUGGCAUCCAAAGUCCUUGAAACAAUAGGAUAUGGCAGUGUCAUUCUGCCAACUGCUAAAAGGCUUCACAUGUUAAAGGUGUGGCUUCCAUUUGUGAGGGUUACAAAACCUCUGGUCGAUUCUGUAACUGCCAGUGGCGAGGAUACUGUGGAAUUUAAAGUUGAUGGUGAACUUUGGCAGUCCUUGGAAUCCACAUUUGUUUCAAUAAUUCUUGCUUUACCUUCCGCUGACCAGGCUGAGAUUUUGUCUGAAUGGCUGGAAAAUGAACAUGUAAAGUAUCCAGACUUGACCGAGGCAUUCGAGGUCUGGUGUUAUCGUUCCAAAGUUGCCAAGAGAAGACUAGCAUUAUGUGGAGGAAGCCUGGUAUGACCAACAACACUGUUGACUUUUUUCAGCAUUUUAUUAGGCAAUGAUUCAGGAACCUCUUGCUAAGUCAAGCAUUGAGAACUCAACCUUUUUUUUUUUUGUUCAUACUGCAUAUAGUUGAGGGGAUUUCCUAGAAGGGAAAAGUGUCCAAACUGAGAUUCUCUAGAAUUUGAUGGCCCUCUGAGCUCUUUUUUCAAUAACUGAUAGUUAUAGCUUCAACAUUCAGCCUCUAGGUCUGUACAUCAUGUGAUGAUAAUUCUUUCUUAAUUUGUAAAACUUGUAAUUCUCAAGAAGUUUGAUUUCAGUGAAGCUGUAUAAUUUCAUAUGGAUCAUGCUGUUCCUUUGAUACAA
This is a messenger RNA of Mangifera indica (mango), 1933 nucleotides long. RefSeq names its product BTB/POZ domain-containing protein At3g05675. The transcript is spliced from 3 exons. Bases 278 to 1585 code for a protein of 435 amino acids. NCBI's taxonomy places the organism in Eukaryota, Viridiplantae, Streptophyta, Magnoliopsida, Sapindales, Anacardiaceae. The record is from RefSeq and is a predicted model, not a curated record.